UUUUACCAACACCUUCACCUGAACCUUCCUCCUUCUCCUUCCUCAGGCCAAGAAGCCAUCUCCUCUUCCUACUACUGUUACCCUCCUUACACCUCCGCUGCUGCCAUGACGAACAACAACAAGAGGGAUGCAGACGUCGACCCAACGGCGACGCCCCCUCCGCUGCCGCAGUCAAGAAUAAGGGCGGCGGCAAGGAAAGAUCGGCACAGCAAGAUAUGCACCGCCGGAGGUAUGAGGGACCGCCGGAUGCGUCUGUCCCUGGACGUGGCCCGCCGCUUCUUCUCCCUGCAGGACAAGCUGGGCUUCGACAAGGCCAGCAAGACGGUUCAAUGGCUCCUCGACAUGUCCACCGCCGGCAUCAACCACCUCCUUGCAGCCUCCGAAACCUCCAUGUCGGAGGACGGCUCAGGGUCGGUACUCCUGGACAGCGACGACCACAUCAUGGUCAUCGAUGCUGAAACAAACAACUGCAAGAUGCCCACCAAGGCAAGAAGAAGAGCUGGAAGGAAGAGCAACAAUGGCGCCCCUGCUCCUGUUCCGGACAAGGAGUCGAGGGCGAGGGCGAGGCAGAGGGCCAGAGAUAGGACCAUCCAGAGGAGCCGUCUCCGGUCAUCCACACUCUCCUCCGCCGAGGAAGCUCCAACACCAGCGGCCAUACAAGUGAUUCCUCCAGUAAUUCCACCAGAGAGCAGCAGCAGCUUUGGCAGCUACUACGAGGAGCAAGAGCCAUGGGAGCUGGGCGGAGUUGUCUUUGCCAAACCACGUUUCCACUAGUACUGAUGAAAAAGGUCACAUGCACGGUACUACUAGCAGCCAGCUAUGUUUCUUUCUCACUUCUUUCUUCAAUCGCGUGUUUCCAUUAACUGAUUUCAUUUCGAUCUCAUGUUCCUUUAAUUUUCCAGCAUCUUCAUCCAUAUCAGUUAUCGCAUGUACAUGUUCCUCUUUUAAUAGAUGCUGUUAUGUUUAAUUUCCCAGCAA
This is a messenger RNA of Lolium rigidum, 978 nucleotides long. RefSeq names its product transcription factor TB1-like. The transcript has a single exon. Gene Ontology annotation, molecular function: sequence-specific DNA binding; DNA-binding transcription factor activity. Gene Ontology annotation, cellular component: nucleus. Gene Ontology annotation, biological process: regulation of secondary shoot formation. The record is from RefSeq and is a predicted model, not a curated record. The coding region runs from base 106 to 774 and encodes 222 amino acids. NCBI's taxonomy places the organism in Eukaryota, Viridiplantae, Streptophyta, Magnoliopsida, Poales, Poaceae.